Molecule: messenger RNA, 983 nt
Organism: Medicago truncatula (barrel medic)
Lineage: Eukaryota; Viridiplantae; Streptophyta; Magnoliopsida; Fabales; Fabaceae
Product: zinc finger BED domain-containing protein DAYSLEEPER-like
Exons: 3
Coding region: 8-853 (281 amino acids)
Molecular function (GO): DNA binding; protein dimerization activity
Source: RefSeq, a predicted model, not a curated record
UGAAAUAAUGUGUGAGAUUUUGAAGCCAUUUUUCACUAUUACAAACUUGAUAUCCGGCUCUUCAUAUCCUACAUCAAAUCUGUACUUUGGUGAAAUAUGGAAGAUUGAGUGCCUCAUAAGAUCUUAUUUGACAAGUGAAGAUCUUUUGAUUCAAAAGAUGGCUGAAAGUAUGAAGGUGAAAUUUGAUAAGUAUUGGAGUGACUAUAAUGUUGUUUUGGCAGUUGGGGCUGUUCUUGAUCCAACCAAAAAGUUUAACUUUUUGAAAUUUGCUUAUGAAAAACUUGACCCACUCACUAGUGAGGAGAAGUUGAAAAAAGUUAAGAUGACUUUGGGGAAGCUUUUUUCCGAGUACAUCAAGAAUGGAAUUCCUUCUAAUCUAAGCUCUUCACAAGUCCAGCCUAGCUAUGGUGGAGGAACUCGAAUUACGUCAUCUUCAUAUGAUGAAUUUGAAGAGUAUGAAAGCCAAUCAAGUAGCAACACCGGAAAAUCAGAACUUGAUACUUAUUUAGAUGAGUUGCGGAUGCCUCUAUCUGCAGAAUUUGAUGUCUUAGCUUUUUGGAAGGAAAGAAGUCGUAGAAGUCCAAAUCUUGCAAGGAUGGCUUGCGAUAUAUUGAGUAUUCCAAUAACAACGGUGGCAUCAGAAUCUGCGUUUAGUAUUGGCGCCCGAGUUGUGAAUAGGUAUAGAAGUUCAAUGAAAGAUGAUUCUGUUCAGGCUCUCUUGUGCGCACGUAGCUGGUUGCAUGGUUUUGAAGAAUUAUAUGAUGACAACAAUGAUGUUCAAGAAGAUGAAACUCAUGGAAGUGGACAAGCAUCAAAUAGUACUGUGGAUGUUGUGAACCUUGAAGAAGAUUAAGUGACUUUGUUGGGAGUGAUUUUUUGGAUUAAAACUUUUGUUAUGUUAUUACUUAUUCUGGAUAAUUAGUAUUUUGAAUUUAGAAUCUUCAUUCUGGAUAAUUGGUGACUUGUGUUAAUGUUACUAUGGA